AUGAACAACACUAACAUGCCCUAUAAUCCCACGGGUGGUCCGGACCAGCAUCAACAAGCAUAUCCUCAUCACCCUCAACAACUCCCAAUUCAACAGCAUCCAGCACAUUUGCAGUAUCAGCAACAGCAGUUUGCUAACCAUCAAUUCCAACAACAACAACAGCAGCAGCAGCAACAGCAGCAGCAACAGCAGCAGCAACAGCAGCAGCAGCUACAACAACAGCCACAGCAGCAGCAGCAGCCUAUUCCUAAUGGCUACGCCUCCCACAUCUCUUUACAAAUUCCUUCACAACAACAACAACAACCACCACAGCAACUUGCAUCUCGAGCACCUUCUGUUCAACAACAACAGAUUCAACAACCUAUUGCUCAUCAGAUUCAAGAUCCUAACACCUUAAAGCAAGUUAUGGCCCAUCGUCAGCAACAGCCACAGCAAUCACCUCAGCAGCAGAUGAUGGUUCCUCCACCUAUACAACAACAUCAACAGGUAAUGCAUGCUGCUCCUUCACAGACUUCUCCAUCUGUUCCUCUUCAAAUUCCUUCACAAUCCCCGACUCCUAUUCCAGUUCAACAUCCUCUACCUCAACAGGUUCCUCAACAAGUUCCUCAACAGGUUCCUCAGCAAAUUCCGCAACAAAUUCCCCAGCAAAUUCCUCAGCAAAUUCCUUAUCAGAUUCCCCAGCAAAUCUCACAGCAGGUUCCUCAGCAAGUUCCCCAACAGGUUCCUCAGCAGGUUCCACAACAAGUUUCUCAGCAGGUUCCACAACAAGUUUCUCAGCAGGUUUCUCAGCAGGUUUCUCAGCAAGUUCCACAGCAGGUUUCUCAGCAAGUUCCACAGCAGAUUCCACAGCAGAUUCCACAGCAGAUUCCACAGCAGGUUCCUCAACAGGUUCCUCAGCAGCCCCCCCAAAUGAUGUCUAUGCCUCCUGGGCCACAACCAUCGCUCAAUAAUCAAGGUCCUCAUAUGCAGCAGAUUCCAAUCCAACAAAACCAAGUUCCUCAACCAAUCCCUCAAGUACAGUCUGCACCACAAAUGCAUCCAGCUCAACAUGUUCAAUCUGUUCAAUCUGUUCAAGCUGUUCAACACCAACAGCAAAUCUCUCAACAAGUUCCCUCGUCCCAGUCUCCAAUUAUCAGUUUGACACCUACUCCUGUUCAAACUACUAUCCAUAUUGGUGCUUCUCAAGCUUCUGUUAAUCCUUCCCCUAUUUCUGCCAAUUCAGCUUCUCCAGCUGUUUCAACUGCUUCUGUUUCUUCACCUUUGCAACAAUUAUCUUCACAAGCCGUACCUUCCAACUCCCCUAAUGCCCAAACUCCUGCUUCAGCACCUGCAGACUCCACUCCACUCCCACCGGAAUUUGUUAUCCCUAAGCCUGAGACUCGCGAACAAUAUCAACUUUUAUUAUUGAGAUGGAAUGCAUUAAAUUCUGUUGGAGCUGACCAAAAAACUCAUUCCGCUCAUCCGGAAUACGCAGCUAUUUGCAAAAUCAUCAAACAAGCUGGACGUGAACAAAAACUCUAUCAACUUCGUUUAGACGAAAUUAAAAAGGCCAAGUCGAAAUCUUUAACAAAAGACAAACAUUCUGAUGAAGUAAAAGUUAAGCUUCUUGGUAAUCAAAUUAGAGCUUUUCAACUUCUUUCUCAUAAUCUUGAUAUUCCACUUCAGUUCCAGGAAGCUCUUUUAGAGCCUUUGAUUUCUGAUCAUGAGGAAUCCCCUCCAAUUUUUUCUUCUUCAGUAAUAAAAGGAGGUAAAUACCAAUCACGUCUUGAAAGAAUAAAUGUUCCGCUUACUGGUGGUGCUUCAGCUGCUGGUAAUAAUUCGGUUGUUGAUUCUCGUGAACAGGUUAUUUCUAACAAGAUAACACAAAGAAUUGUGGAACUUGAGCGUCUUCCUGGAAAUCUUGGAACCUUGGAUGUCAAAAAUGCUGAUCUUGAGCCUUCUCAUAAUAUUCCCAAAAAUGAUGAUGAACUUAAAAUCAAGGCUUUGAUUGAGCUGAAGUCAUUGAGACUACUUACUAAACAAAAGUCUCUUCGUCAGGGUAUCUUUUUUUCUCUUGCUAAUAAUACUGAUCCAAUUUCUGAAAGUAUGACUUUGCGAUACAAUAACAGACGUCAAAAAAUCCAUUCUGCACAGGACCUCCGGAUCACUGAGCAACUUGAGACUCAACAGAGAUUAGAGCGUGAGCGAAAGGAAAGAGUUCGUCAUAUCAAUACUAUCAAAGGAGUUUGUUUACACGCUAAGCAAAUUCUUAGUGAAAGACACAAUAAACACCAGAAACACAUUUCUAUAGGACGUUCUAUUGCUCAGGCCCACACUACCAUUGAAAAAGAGGAACAAAAGCGUGCUGAACGAACUGCUAAGCAACGUUUGCAAGCUCUUAAGGCCAAUGAUGAAGAAGCAUAUAUCAAACUUCUUGAUCAAACAAAGGAUACUCGUAUUACUCAUAUUCUUGGUCAAACCAACUCUUUCUUAGACUCUCUUGCGCAACGUGUCAAGGUUCAGCAACAAGAAGUUGAUUCUAUUAAACCAAAACCUCAAUCAGUUAGCAGCGUUGAUGACGACGAAAAGGAAAGAGUUGAUUACUACGAGGUUGCUCAUCGCGUCAAGGAAGAAGUCACUAAGCAACCUUCUAUUCUUGUUGGUGGAACACUAAAAGAGUACCAGCUUAAGGGUCUUCAAUGGAUGGUUUCUUUAUACAACAACAAUCUCAAUGGUAUUCUUGCCGACGAAAUGGGUUUGGGUAAGACUAUCCAGUCCGUUUCUCUCAUUACUUAUUUGAUUGAGUCAAAGAAGAAUCCUGGUCCUUAUUUGGUUAUUGUCCCUCUCAGUACUCUUACAAACUGGACUUUAGAGUUUGAAAAAUGGGCACCAUCUGUAAAGACAAUUGUUUAUAAGGGUCCUCCUCCUGCUAGACGUGUUCAUCAAGCAGCUAUCAGAAAUGGUGAUUUCCAAGUGUUGUUGACUACUUAUGAGUACAUUAUUAAGGACCGUCCCAUCCUUUCAAAGAUUAAAUGGGCUCAUAUGAUUAUCGACGAAGGUCACAGAAUGAAAAACACAAACUCUAAACUUUCUUAUACACUUACACAAUAUUACAUCUCUAGUCAUCGUCUGAUUCUUACUGGUACUCCUCUGCAAAACAAUCUUCCUGAACUUUGGGCUCUUCUUAAUUUCGUCUUGCCCAAGAUUUUCAAUUCAGUUAAGACAUUUGAUGAGUGGUUUAAUACACCAUUUGCCAACACAGGUGGCCAAGACAAGAUGGAACUAAAUGAAGAAGAGACAUUACUUAUUAUUCGUCGUCUCCAUAAGGUUUUGCGUCCAUUUUUGUUGCGUCGUCUUAAAAAGGAUGUCGAAAAGGAUUUGCCAGACAAGGUUGAGAAAGUUGUCAAGUGUAAAAUGUCUGCAUUACAAAGCAAACUAUAUCAACAAAUGCUCAAGUAUAAUGUCAUUUUUGUUGGCCAAGACGGUGUUAGUGGUAACAAGUCUGGAAUCAAGGGCCUUAAUAAUCGUAUCAUGCAGCUCCGAAAGAUUUGCAAUCAUCCAUUCGUUUUUGAAGAAACAGAAAAUCUCGUUAACCCGACUCACACCAAUAACGACAAACUAUGGAGAGUUGCAGGAAAGUUUGAGCUUCUUGAUCGUAUUCUCCCCAAGUUCAAAGCCACUGGCCAUCGUGUGCUGAUGUUUUUCCAAAUGACCCAGGUAAUGGAUAUUAUGGAGGAUUAUUUACGCUACCGUGACAUGAAAUAUCUCCGUCUUGAUGGUGCAACUAAGGCUGAUGAGCGUUCCGCAAUGUUGAAAUUGUUCAAUGCUCCUAAUUCAGAGUACUUUGCCUUUUUGCUGAGUACUCGUGCCGGUGGUCUUGGUUUGAAUUUACAAACGGCUGAUACUGUCAUUAUUUACGACACUGAUUGGAAUCCUCAUCAAGAUCUACAGGCCCAAGAUCGUGCGCAUCGUAUUGGCCAAACUAAGGAGGUGCGAAUUUUGCGUCUUAUUACAGAGGAUUCUGUUGAAGAAAGCAUUUUGAGCCGUGCUCAUGCCAAGCUAGAGAUUGAUGGCAAAGUCAUUCAGGCAGGUAAAUUUGACCAAAAAUCUACUGCUGAGGAACAGGAAGCAUUCCUUCGAUCAUUGCUAGAGGCAGAAGAAGCUAAGCGCAAUCAAAAAGACGACGAUGAGGAUAUUGAUGAUGAUGAGCUCAAUGACAUUUUGGCUCGUAAUGACGAGGAAACAGUUAUCUUCAAAAAAAUUGAUGAAGAGCGCAAUGCCACCUCACCCUAUGGCCGUGACAAGCCUCAUGAUCGUUUGUUUGGGGAAGACGAGCUUCCUGAGGAGCUUAAGCGCGAUAUUGUUGAGAACAUUGACAAUGAACCUCAGGAGGUUCUUGGCCGUGGCGCUCGUGAGCGUAAAAAGAUUUUCUAUGACGAUGUUCUGACAGAGGACCAAUGGUUGGAGGCUAUUGACAAUGAUGAUGACGUUGAGGAGGCCAUCAAUCGUGAGAGAUCACGCCAGGAGCGUCUUCGUGAGCGUAGAGAAGCCAAGAAGGCUCGAAAGGUUGCUAUUUCAGAUGACGAGGAAGAUGAUGCCAAAGGUGUUGAAGAAGUAGAGGAAAAACCGGAAGAGUCACCCGAACCUGAACCUGAACCUGAACCUGAACCAGAACCCGAACCAGAACCAGAACCAGAAACGAAAAAGCGCAAGCGUGGGUCUGGACGUCGCAAGUCUACACCUAAGGUCAUUGAGGAUGACGAGCCAAAGGCUGAUGAGGAGGAAGAGGAGGAAGAGGAAGAAGUUGUUGCCAAUGGCAAUGCUGAGGAGUCUGACGAGGAGGAGUCUCACUCUAAGCGCAAUCACCGUCUUUCCAAUAAUAUCAAUGUUUCACUUGAUAUGGUGACUGAAAUGGGCCAAGCCAUUUUGACCGAGAUUGAGGAUAGUACUGAUGAAGAUGGUAGGACUCGUGUGGAUUUGUUUUUGGAGCUUCCUGAUCGCAAGAUGUACCGUGACUAUUAUAAGGUCAUUCGACGCCCCAUUGCUUUGGAUAAAAUUCGCAAGAAGCUUGAGACUGGCAAGUAUCUUAGUAUUGAUGACAUGGCUAAGGAUUUGUUUUUGAUGUCUGCCAAUGCGAUGAAAUACAACCAGGUGGAUUCUUAUGUAUAUCUGGAUGCCCAGGCGAUUGAGAAAAUGGUAGAGGAAUGGGUUGAACGUUCCAAAAAGACAAUUUCAGAAAUUGACAAUGCAUCGAAUGGAUCAGUUUCUCCUUCGAAGGAUACAAAUGCUCCUCCCCAAAAGAAGGCUCGCAUUAGUGGUGAUCAUGAGGAUGAUGCAAACGGCGAUUUGGCCAAUGGCAACGGCACUUCGAAUGAAGGAGUAGAUGAGUCUCGACCUCCUUCUCGUGGUAAGGGAAGACCUAAGGGAAGUCGCAAUGGAACUAAGCGUGGGUCUCGCCGGAAGUAA
Messenger RNA from Magnusiomyces paraingens, 5445 nucleotides. RefSeq lists its product as uncharacterized. NCBI's taxonomy places the organism in Eukaryota, Fungi, Ascomycota, Dipodascomycetes, Dipodascales, Dipodascaceae. Gene Ontology annotation, biological process: positive regulation of transcription by RNA polymerase II. The record is from RefSeq and is a predicted model, not a curated record. The transcript is spliced from 3 exons. The coding region runs from base 1 to 5445 and encodes 1814 amino acids. Gene Ontology annotation, cellular component: nucleus. Gene Ontology annotation, molecular function: histone binding; DNA binding; ATP binding.